This is a messenger RNA of Loxodonta africana (African savanna elephant), 1722 nucleotides long. RefSeq names its product nudix hydrolase 18 (gene NUDT18). Bases 29 to 1000 code for a protein of 323 amino acids. Lineage: Eukaryota; Metazoa; Chordata; Mammalia; Proboscidea; Elephantidae. Gene Ontology annotation, molecular function: 8-oxo-dGDP phosphatase activity; magnesium ion binding; 8-oxo-GDP phosphatase activity. The record is from RefSeq and is a predicted model, not a curated record. The transcript is spliced from 3 exons.
CAGCGCCCGCCGCCUCCCACGGGACCCGAUGGCCUCUGAAGGCCUGGCGGGGGCGCUGGCGGACGUGCUGGAGGGCGGGGGGCCGCUCGUGCAGAGCUGCGACUCGGUGCCGGCCGAGGAGCUGGUGGCCCCGGUGCGGCUGCGGAAGAACGUCUGCUACGUCGUGCUGGCGGUGUUCCUCAACGAGCAGGAUGAGGUGCUACUGAUCCAGGAGGCCAAGCGAGAAUGCCGUGGGUCCUGGUACCUACCCGCCGGGAGAAUGGAGCCGGGAGAGACCAUCGUGGAGGCACUGAAGCGCGAAGUGAAGGAGGAGGCCGGACUGCAGUGUGAGCCUCUGACUCUGCUGUCUGUGGAGGAACGGGGCCCCUCCUGGGUCCGCUUUGUGUUCCUCGCUCGCCCCACAGGUGGAAUUCUCAAGACUUCUAAGGAUGCAGAUGCAGAGUCCCUACAGGCUGGCUGGUACCCACGAACCUCCCUGCCUACUCCAUUGCGAGCCCACGACAUGCUGUACCUGGUAGAGCUAGCUGCCCAAUAUUGCCAGCAAGCUAGGCACCCUCUAAUUUUACCCCAAGAGCUUCCCUGCAGUCUGGUCUGCCAACGGCUCGUGGCCACCUUUACCAGUGUCCAGACUGUGUGGGUGUUGGUGGGCACCGUGGGGAUGCCUCACUUGCCCAUCACGGCCUGUGGCUUCACCCCCAUGGAGCAGAGGGGCGGCAUGAAGAUGGCCGUCCUGCGGCUGUUACAGGAGUGUCUGACCCUGCACCAUUUGGCAGUGGAAACCAAGGGGUUGCUGGGACUGCAGCAUCUGGGCAAAGACCACACAGAUGGCAUCUGUCUGAAUGUGCUGGUGACAGUGGCUUUCCGGAACCCAGGUAUCCAAAAUGAGCCCCCGAAGAUUCGGGGUGAGAACUUCUUUUGGUGGAAGGUAGUAGAGAAGGACCUACAAAGCCAGCUCUUACAGAGGCUUCAGGAGUCAUCUGUCAUCCCAGUCAACAGAUAGGAAGGGGCCAGGAGUGGGCAAGAAGCUGCUCUCCUCCACCACGGCUUCAUCUCUCCUCUGAGGGAGACAGGAAGCUGGAGACCAGGGAUCUUGUUGCAUUGGGAGCAGGGGCAGUUUUCUUGAUUCUCAGGGGAUUCCCAUCUCUCCCUGGCUAUGGAGCAGGUCCUACAUCACACCCACCAAGAAGGACAGUGCCUUUAACCAAGCAAGGAGUCCAGAGCUCGGGGACCUGAUUGCCCUGAGGGCAAACUGAAGCUAUUUCAUAAGGGGAUGUGGGAACUGUCUGAACCUGAGAAGUCAUAUAGUCAUCAUUUCCUGUGUCCACCUCCAUACAUGCCUACAUCUGAGUCCUCUCAGGCACUUAGAACAUGAAAGGGGCAUGUGGGGAGCAGGCCCCUUGCUGAAGUAAAUAAGUGCUGCUUACCUGGCCUUCCCUGCCUAAAUGUCUCUGUGGGGAGGAAGUGAGCUGGAAGGUAGGACUGCUGUUAGAAAAGAGGAGUUGCUUCCCUUGUUCCACCAGACGGUCACCCUGGCCUUUUCCAAAUGGCGUGCUGAUGCUGGAGGGGCCAGCCUGCUAGAGGGUGAGUGGCUGGGGCAGGCAAGCUUUAGGCCGCAAGCUUUAGGUGUAAGCGACCCCACUGGGGUGCUCUUCAUCUUGCCAGCCAGGAACGUGACUGUGAGAGAACCACAUCCCUAUUAAAAUAAAACUCCAGCCCCUUCAA